AUGCUCAUCAUCGGCGCAUCGUUGCUAAUGCCAAUCACUGUCUGCCUCUAUGCUGCUGGGUUAGACAGUUACGAGGCACAAGAGUACGAGAGGACCCGGUUACUGCAACUACCGCGACGAGUGUUAAUGUAUCUUUAUACCGGUCAUUUACUCUCGGCCUGGGGUGACCGCAUGUGGGAGUUCGCUGUGCCAAUUCUCUUCAUGGAGAUCUUUGUGGAUACAUUGCUACCUGGCGCGUGCUUCUCGCUCGUCAUGUAUGCCUCGUGCCUCAUUGCGAUUCCGUCGGUGGGGAGACAACUUGAUGCUGCAAACCGUUGGAAGGCCAUGCGACUAGCUAUCUUACUGGAAAAUGUCAACAUUAUCGCUAGCACUGUGUUACUGGGGGCAAUGCUGCUGCUAACAGACGCCGAUGGACUCCACAAACCCGGUUGGACUUGGCCAUUAACGCUUCUCUUCAUAAGCACACUGGUCUGUGGUGGGGUGGGUCAGGUACUCAGUGAAGCACAGACAUUGGGGAUCGAGCGCGACUGGGUCGUGAUAAUCGCUCAAAGCAGUGGAGCGGAGCGGUCGAGUGCACUGAUGAGCCUCAAUACUAUCCUUCGGCGUGUUGAUCUCGCCUGCAAAUUGCUGGGCCCUCUUGCAUUUGGAGUUAUCAUGGAUUUUGCUGGGCCCAAUCCGACCACGCGCGCGAUGAUGGGCGCGUCGACAGUGGCAAUCUGGAAUGGCCUUUCCACCCCGCUUGAGUACUUCAUGACGCGAGACAUCUACAACCUUGUCCCCGCGCUUGCAAUUAAGGGGGAGAGCUCGGAGCCAUCCAAUGACGCUUCCGGUACUGAAGAUCGGCAAGCAUUCGUGGACGGUCAAUCUACGCUGUCUCGUUAUGUAGGAAUGUGGAGAAACUACCUGAGGCAUCCGGUGUUUCUGCUGAGUUUUUCCUACUGCGCACUGUUUAUGACUGUCCUGGAUAAUGGCUCGUUGAACACCGCUUAUCUCAAGUGGCGAGGCGUACCCGAUUCAUUACUGGGCUCCAGUCGUGGUGCAGGUGCCGUGUUCGGGCUUCUGGGUACUGUGCUGUUCCCGUACUUGCAACGCACCAUUACGCGACUGGAGCGUGUUGCUGUCUUGAGUAUCUGGCUGUUUUGGCUGUUCCUAGCACCAGUGCUGGUGGCAUUCCUGCUGACUGGCGAGUCGCGCGUGUCGGACUACGUUAUGCUGUGCUUUAUGGUAGGCGCACGCAUGUGGCUGUGGAGUGCUGAUCUCGCAGAAACACAGCUCAUGCAGGAAUGGAUCGAGCCAAGCCGUCGCGGAGCUAUCAACGCCAUGCAGACGGCGACGUACCACUUAUUUUACAUGCUCAUUCAAGUGAUAGGCGUCGUGUACCACGACCCGAAACAGUUCGGAGCACUCGUGCUCUUCUCCGUUGCCACAGUGCUUGCUGCUGCAGUGGGUUUCACCAUUUGGGACGUUCGAUAUGGCUGCCACCGAAGUUUGUAUGUGCGGCCCACGACAGAAAUUGUGAAGACAGUGACAUCACCGUAA
This is a messenger RNA of Phytophthora infestans T30-4, 1539 nucleotides long. Its product is annotated as Ferroportin (FP) Family. Lineage: Eukaryota; Oomycota; Peronosporomycetes; Peronosporales; Peronosporaceae. The coding region runs from base 1 to 1539 and encodes 512 amino acids. Gene Ontology annotation, molecular function: iron ion transmembrane transporter activity. Gene Ontology annotation, biological process: iron ion transmembrane transport. The transcript has 3 exons. Gene Ontology annotation, cellular component: membrane. The record is from RefSeq and is a predicted model, not a curated record.